CGCGCUAACGUGCGCCGAGUUUCAUCACUUCUGUUCGCCAUGGCCGCAAGAGACGGUCACCACCAUAACCAUGUAAAGAAAAUCCCUCUCUUUCCUCUCCUCUCUCUUCUCUGCUUUGCUUCCAUCUUCCUCGUCCUCUCUCUCUCCAGGAAAACCUCCUCCAAUCCUUUGCUCUCCCACCAAAGCUUCCAAUUUGGACAAAGCCCAGUGCCUGACCCGAAUGUAGCCCUAGGUGGAUCCUGCGACUACUCGGAUGGGGCAUGGAUCUACGACCACCAGCCGAGAUCGGCAAGGUAUGAUGGCUCGUGCAAGGAGAUAUUCAAGGGCUGGAAUUGCAUCUCCAACAACAAAUCCAACGGUUGGGAACUCACCAAGUGGCGGUGGAAGCCCCGGCGCUGUGAUCUCCCGCUGUUCGAUCCCGUUUACUUUCUUGAGAAGUACAGGAACACCAACAUCGGGUUUGUUGGGGAUUCCUUGAAUAGGAACAUGUUCAUUUCUCUGUUCUGCACUCUGAAACGUGUUUCCAGUGAAGUGAAGAAGUGGCGGCCAGCUGGUGCUGAUCGUGGAUUUACUUUUCUGAACUAUAAUCUUACCAUCGCAUAUCACCGCACAAAUCUUUUGGCUCGCUAUGGUAGGUGGUCAGCUAAUGCUAAUGGUGGUGUGUUGGAAUCUCUUGGAUUUAAAGAGGGUUUUAGACUUGAUGUUGAUGUUCCAGAAGGCACGUGGGCGGGUGCACCAGCCUUCCAUGAUAUUCUAAUUUUUAACACAGGACACUGGUGGUGGGCUCCUUCAAAAUUUGACCCUGUGAAGUCACCCAUGCUUUUCUUCAAGAAGGAUCACCCUGUCAUACCUCCAAUACCACCUGAUGUUGGCCUGGAUAUGGUUUUAAAGCACAUGGUCUUGUUCAUAAAGAAAAAUUUGCGACCAGGUGCUAUCAAGUUCUUUCGUACACAAUCACCUAGACAUUUUGAGGGAGGUGACUGGAACCAAGGUGGUACUUGUCAACGGCUACAGCCUUUAUCGCCAGAGCAGGUUGAAGGACUCUUCUCUCUCAAGAAUAAUGGAACAAAUGUGGAGGCACGCCUAGUGAAUUGCCACCUAAAGAAAGCCCUUAAAAGGCCUGUGCUGAAAACGUUAGAACCCGGCCUGUCCAUGCAACCCGACCUGACCAAAAAAAGAAAAAAAAAAGAAAGAAAGAAAAAAGGUUAAAGUAACUUGUGGGUUGAACCCGUUGAAACCGAUAUUCUUAUAAGUCGUAUAAGAAAAAGUUCAAUACAAGGAAUUGAAGCCAGGAGCUCAAAAACCCUAGCCUCUAUCAAGAAGAACGUCGCCAUUUGCGGUCUCUGCAGCUUCCAUCACCGGACUCUAUGUCACCAUCAAGAACAAUGUCGACGUCGAGUCCCUGCUCGAGAAAUUGCACAUGGGUGGUGUUGGCUCCACCAAGGAUCACGCUCCCCCUAAAGAUUCUUCUUCUUCUUCUUUUGAUGGGUUUGUGGUCGAAAACGAGAUAGUGAGAGAUGGCUGAGAUUUCGCAGAAAGUUAUGUUGUCGGAAACAUUUUAGGGGGGGGUUCCUAUGUUUUUUACCAAUGUACAAUGAAAAAGAUGUGUGCUUUGUGUUUUUCUCUUUGGAUUUGUUUAGUGUUUUUUAUUUUCCUGCUUUCCUGGUUUUUACCAUUGGGGUUUUCUCUUUGGUGCUAUUUGUUCUUUUCUCAAAAGAUUCUAAAGCUCGAUGCUUCUCUUUGCCUUGUGUUUUCAUGGAUGUUUGGGUCAGGUCUAGAAGUGGAAUCGAUUGGUUCUGUGUAUUGAUAUUAAUUUUGAACCGAGGUAGGCCAUGAAUUCUCGAGAAAAUGGGCUUUGUUUGUAUUGGCAGAUGUUGGGUUUUGAUCUGAUUGUAUAUGGAUAGUGGGAUUUGUAAGGAUUUUUGGAUUUGAUCAAACUACUCUGUAACAAUGGUUGUACUUUGGAACAAUGGUUGUAGCUGUAACGACUUUUAGAAUA
Juglans regia (Persian walnut) is the source of this 1999-nucleotide messenger RNA. Its product is annotated as protein trichome birefringence-like 13. The transcript is spliced from 7 exons. The coding region runs from base 40 to 1209 and encodes 389 amino acids. Gene Ontology annotation, cellular component: Golgi apparatus. Lineage: Eukaryota; Viridiplantae; Streptophyta; Magnoliopsida; Fagales; Juglandaceae. Gene Ontology annotation, molecular function: O-acetyltransferase activity. The record is from RefSeq and is a predicted model, not a curated record.